AUGGCUCUCUCACCUCUUACUACUCCAAAGGACUUCUCAAGGGAUCCCUAUGAACUUGAUCGCCUUGCGGAUGAACUUGCAAACAGAGAGUCCUCCCAUCCUCGCUCGAUGCGACAGGCAUUCAGGCUCAACGAAGAACUUGACGAAGACCUUCCUGACCUUCCUGAGCACAUACCACUUUCCCAUAACGACAAAUAUCUCUCUGCAGAGGUCUUCGAUGUAGAGGAGUUCCUUCUGGCUCGGUCGCACACCUCACUUCCUGACCUCCGAGCAGAACUACGUCAAUAUCUUGCAGAGCUGAAGGAGGAGCUCGUGAAACUUAUCAACGACGACUAUGAGGCCUUUAUCAGUCUGAGUACGGACCUUCGCGAUGAAGGUGCACGGCUAGAGCGACUUAGGCACCCAUUGAAAACUCUGAAGGCCAAUGUCCUUGAAUCAAAACACGAACUCAAGGCGAUACAGAAUGCUAUUUAUGAUAAGCUAAUAAGUCGAGCCAAACUCCGAGAAGAAAAGGCCUUGCUGCAUCUCCUGCUCAAAAUUUCGGAUUCCGUGACGAGAUUAGAGUCCUUGUUAGUGAUCACAUCUCCCAAAGAAGACCUUAGCGAGUCUUUUGAAGUUAACAACCCCAAUUUUCUUGUGUAUCCGAGCCACAGUGAAGAGAUUUCAGAAGAAAAGUUCCGAGGAAAUAAGGCAAAACAUCUUGGACGUGUUGCUGCAGAGUACACCCAAUUACUGUACCACGUCCACAAGGCGCAAGUCGAAAACCGCGUGUUUGUCGCUGAAAUUCAAUGGCGUAUUGAUAGGAUUCAAUCCACCCUGUCAUCGGAUCUUGACCAGCUAUUCGCCCAGAUCGUGGUGUCAUUAACAGACCCCAAGGGUGAAAAUAGAGGAACUGAGUUGGAAAAGAACAAAUGGAUAGCGGACUUGACUGAGUGUCUUCGGACAUAUGAUUUACUUGGACUGUGGAGAGAUGCAGAAGAUGUUAUACGACGGGAAGCUUUCCGGGCCUUUAUUAAGAAAACCAUUUAUCCAGGUGCUCUGGCUGAGCCUCACUCGCCAAUAAUACCACACACCCCUUUCCAUAUUUCUGCUCCACCUCCCAUGACUUCUACUCCUGCACACCAAAUCCCAUACACACCGUUCACGGCAUUUAUCUCGAAACAAAUGGCGUACAAUGCAUUCGAUUCUUCGUCCUCAGACGCACCACAGCUUCACUUGCUGGAUGACGACGACCCCCUUGCCCGACUUUACAAUCAACUUCUGCGCUUCGUCGAACGUGACAUCUGUCGAAUCAUGAACAUAGCAGAAAGGGUGUCAGUCAAACAAGCCUCAGAUAUUCAAAAUGCACAAACAUCUUCCAGCCCAAAGGCCCAGGUUGAAGACCUUGAAAAGGGUUUCCACAUAAUGUCAGGAGUGGUGUGGGAUGAAUUGGGAAGGGCAAUCAUGGACGAGAUUGGUACUGUUGUCUUUGCCGCGGGGCAGCCAAACGAAUUUCGCAAGAAUUAUGAAACGACACAAGCUUUCAUAAGGUCUCUGGAACUACUGGCACCAUCUCGUCAGUCUGUAGAAGCUAUGCGAUCUCACCCUGUAUACCAUGCCUUUGAACGCCGGUGGCAGCUCCCCGUUUAUUUCCAGCUUCGGUGGAAGGAAAUUGCAGGCGCACUAGAGGAAGCCUUGUCUGCUCGGUUUGAGCCAACACUAUCCAAAGAUAAAUCCUUCGCAACUUCACAGGCUUCAGCGAUCUGGAUCGCCAUUUCAGCAUGCUGGAGUUCUGAGAUAUACAUUCCGGAGCUGUCGCAUAGGUUUUGGAAGUUAUCACUGCAGAUCCUCAACCGCUUUAAAGUAUGGUUGGACGAAAAUGUAGUUAAUGGAGCUCGGAACUCGUUUGAUGCCCAAGACAGAGUCUCCUCGCCAAAUAUUCCCCGUGCUGAAACCCCCGUGUCAGCAUCCGAGGUGCCUUCUGCAGAAACUGUUGCUGCUGACGAUGCAUUACUACGUCAAUCUUCAGCGGCAAUAGUGGACAUCCGAGUUCUCGAACAUAAUAUGCUCACGUUGUGGCGACAAGUGAUAAGCAUGAUGAUGCCAGACAGUGAUGAUGAAGAGCUCCAAACGGAAGAUGGCAUGCGGGAGAGUCUUGACGGCCUGGUAGCCUUCAUUGCGCCCUUAUCGAGCAAGAUUGCCGGGGUUCUGACGAAACGAUGUUGCGAUGGUUUGCUUCCUGUGCGGAGUAUUCCUUCGCAAUUCAGAGCCAUGUCCAAUAAGCGUAAUCCAUCGGUGCCGAGUUAUUUCGUCUCGUCUAUACUCCGGCCUGUGAAGCAAUAUUUUGCCAUUGGGGCUGCUGACGGUCCUGGAAGCGCCCUCAAAGAUGCAUUCCUAAAGCCUUAUGCCACUGAAGUGUUUAACAAUGUGACGCAACGAUAUAUCAGUUAUUUAACUGCAAUGAAGAAAACAGAAGAAUCAUUAAGACGGUUGAAGAAGAACAAGAAACAACCAUUUUCGUUGUUUGGUAGCUCAGCUGGUGCAUCGGACGAAGGAAAGGACGAAGAGAGAAUCCGCAGUCAAAUGAUUUUAGACGUAGAAGCAUUUGGAAGAGAUGCCCAGUCUUUGCAAGUUGAAGUGGACACCAACCAACAUUUUCUCUUCCUCAAAGAAAUGGUGUACGCUUCUGACGCGGAAUAG
Messenger RNA from Cyclocybe aegerita, 2679 nucleotides. The record is from the annotation of a GenBank genome assembly. NCBI's taxonomy places the organism in Eukaryota, Fungi, Basidiomycota, Agaricomycetes, Agaricales, Hemipholiotaceae.